Molecule: messenger RNA, 2022 nt
Organism: Apis mellifera (honey bee)
Lineage: Eukaryota; Metazoa; Arthropoda; Insecta; Hymenoptera; Apidae
Product: proclotting enzyme
Exons: 6
Coding region: 180-1724 (514 amino acids)
Biological process (GO): proteolysis
Molecular function (GO): serine-type endopeptidase activity
Source: RefSeq, a predicted model, not a curated record
CAAAGAACAGCACCGAGAGGGGAGGACGGGCCCCGUUAUAAGCACGAGCACUGGCUAUUCAGCAGCUUAGCAAGCUUAGUGCCGGUUCCACGAUCCCUACCGGUAACACAGGGUCCCAAACAUCCGUGGAUCCUCUCCUCGUUUUUCCCCUCUCGACAGUGGUUUCCGUUUUCUCCGCGAUGAAAAUGAACCGACUCCAUCGAGCGUCGUCGGAAACGAAACUGUUACUACUCGUUGUGCACACUGUCAUCGCGAUUUCGACGAUCACUGGUACUAUUUACGCUGAUCCAAAAAGUAAAUCGAUCGACUUCCAGUCAUCAUUAGAAGAGGUCCAUCGGGGAGAGGAUGAUGACAACGCGGUAAUCGUUGAUGCCGCCAGUAACGCAGAUAUCCAAACCGAGACGAGAGAUAGUCGUGGUAUACUGUGGAAUGGAAUCCCCAACAGCGAUACUUGCCUGACAUCAAAAGGAGAGAUUGGUCGUUGCACCAGCUUCAAAGAAUGUUAUCCAUAUUUCAAAAUUCCCGAUUUGAGCGCUCUAGAUGGCUGGGUUCUUGGUGUUUACGACACCUGCAGCUACGUAAGUGGGAACGGAGAAAUGAAUUUUGGAAUCUGUUGCUCCAAUAUACUUCCGGUCGUUACACCACAGUCGAGCGACGAUUCCACUAUAGGAAAUAAUCAGGAAAGCAACGACAAUGGGGAGGAAGAGAUGGCCGCAAAACCAAGGCCGCAGAACCCAGGUUCCUGGCCGCCACCGAUCCCAACGCAUCCACCUGAUCACACCAUACCACCGCUACCCACUCAUCCACCGUAUCUAGAAUUACCUACGUUCUCGACGAUAAAACCAGUUUCCACAUCGAAAAAACCUGAUAUUGCGACGACCUGGCCAACGAAGAAACCUGCCUGGUGGCCAAAUGUACCAACUGUAUCGACGACCACUGAAAAACCAUCGGCAACUAUUUCGAGCAUCGAUAUGUCUCAAUGCGGUGCAAAGAACGGUAUCCAGGAUCAGGAGAGAAUCGUAGGUGGUCAGAAUGCUGACCCUGGCGAGUGGCCUUGGAUCGCGGCACUCUUCAACGGUGGCCGACAAUUCUGUGGUGGUUCACUCAUCGACAAUAAACACAUUCUCACUGCAGCUCAUUGUGUUGCCAACAUGAAUUCCUGGGACGUAGCAAGAUUAACGGUCCGUCUUGGGGAUUACAAUAUCAAAACUAACACGGAGAUCCGACAUAUCGAACGACGAGUGAAACGAGUAGUCAGACAUAGAGGCUUUAAUGCACGCACUCUGUAUAACGAUAUUGCACUACUCACACUCAAUGAACCCGUUUCAUUCACGGAACAAAUACGACCCAUCUGUCUGCCGAGUGGUUCGCAGUUGUAUUCUGGAAAAAUUGCUACAGUCAUUGGUUGGGGUUCCUUGAGAGAAAGUGGACCACAACCAGCAAUACUUCAAGAAGUUUCCAUACCUAUUUGGACAAAUAGUGAAUGCAAAUUAAAAUACGGUGCCGCAGCACCUGGCGGUAUUGUAGAUAGUUUCUUGUGUGCAGGACGAGCUGCGAAAGAUUCUUGCUCGGGUGAUAGUGGUGGUCCUUUGAUGGUCAAUGAUGGUCGUUGGACACAAGUUGGUAUUGUCAGUUGGGGUAUUGGAUGUGGUAAAGGUCAAUAUCCUGGCGUUUAUACUAGAGUAACGCAUUUCCUGCCUUGGAUUUAUAAAAAUGUGAAAUAAAACUCAGAUUAGUCUUAAUCAGUUUUUUACCAUUGUCAUCCUCGCAUCAUCAAAGCCAACAUCAUAUAAUAUAAAAUUAAGAAUCAUUUACUAAAAAAAUUUAUAUAUAAAUAAAAAUGAAAAUUUUUAUUCCUAUAAUUUAUUCUUAUGCAAUUUGUUUUAUGAACUGUUAUCAUUAGCAAAAUAAAUAGCAAAACAUGUUCAUCUAGGAACAAGUGAUGACACAAAAAUUUUAAAUUGUAACAAAAUAUUUUAUAAUACUAUACAUAUACAACUAUAUAAAAAAUAGUUUAUACAA